AUGAUGGCAGCGAAGGAGGCGUUCUUCGAGCGGCAGCAGGCCUCCGACGCCGAGUUGUACCGGAAGCAGAAGGAGGCGGAAGGGUUGAUGGCGCUAGCCAAGGCGCAGCGGUUUUAUGUGAAGACUCUGCAGGAUGCGCUGAGAGGGGACUAG
Messenger RNA from Linum tenue, 153 nucleotides. The record is from the annotation of a GenBank genome assembly. Lineage: Eukaryota; Viridiplantae; Streptophyta; Magnoliopsida; Malpighiales; Linaceae.